Messenger RNA from Ceratitis capitata (Mediterranean fruit fly), 5336 nucleotides. RefSeq names its product centaurin-gamma-1A (gene CenG1A). The transcript is spliced from 9 exons. Gene Ontology annotation, cellular component: nucleus. Lineage: Eukaryota; Metazoa; Arthropoda; Insecta; Diptera; Tephritidae. The record is from RefSeq and is a predicted model, not a curated record. The coding region runs from base 973 to 4140 and encodes 1055 amino acids. Gene Ontology annotation, molecular function: GTPase activity; protein binding; GTP binding.
CACAUGUUAUUGCUUUUGCCGGUUUAACGCUGUUGUUGAAAAAAAAUUUCCCUUAGUUUUAGUUCGACUGUGUAUUUGAAUGGGUGAUGAUUGUUGUGUAUCGGAAGUUCGUUCUUCGUAAACUGGAAAUACACGUGAAUUUUACGGAUUAUUUGUGUUGUUAAAAGUGCAUAUAAACACAAAAAAGGAAAAUGUGUGGAUUUUCUCAAGAAUUAUUUAUCGAAUUCACUUGUGAAAAUGAAUUAAGUUCCGUGAAAUACAUAGCUGAGCAAGUUGAUAAUUUCCCUUCUGUAUUAUAAAAAUAAUACUAUAUUUCAAAACAAAAUAAAAAUACAAAAAAAAAGUAGUAUUAAUAAAUUUUUGUAAUACCAUUACCUUAAUUUCAUCACCGCUUUGUUAGAUUAUAUCAUAAAAAGUGACAGUGUGUUGAAUUUGAAAUUCGCGUAUAAAAAUGCAAAUUGUCGUAAAGUUAAUAUAUGCACAUGUGUACUUAUGUAUGUCCGCCAUGCAAAACAGGUGACUAACCAAGACAAUCAAAUGUGUUACGCCAAAACUAAUGGCUUAGUCACAUAUUAGUAAAUAUUUACAUAAAAGUUUAGCAAAACAAAAUAAAAAUAAAUAAAUACAACUGCACAAUGGUUACCGAAUUGGCAAAUAUUCAAAAAUCUUUAGCAUACCACACACGUUGGUAUUUCAAGAAAUGAAAUGUUUAAAAAUUACCAAAUUAAUGAAAAAGUGUAAAAAUAAAAAAAAAAUAAAAAAUAAAUAUUAAUAAAAGUAAAUAAAAAAAUAAAGUGUAUAAGUUUUGUGGCAUAAGUUCAGUAAAUAUUGUUUUUGCUUGGUGCAAAAAUUUAAAUCUCAAACCACUCAACUUAGUCUUUUGAAAAGUUUACAAAAUUUCGCACUCAGGCGUACAAUUGGAGUAAUUGCAGCGUAGUUUCAACUAAGCUUUUCUGCAUAUUUUUGCUCAACAUGUUGGCCGUCAAGAAUUUCUUUUUACCCGAACGCACCGCAGCUGCCAAGCCACCCGAAACGCCACAGCGUUUUUCACGCAUGCCUGAAGCUUUUCUACGGUCCAUACGGCGGCGUUCGUUGCGUGUAAAGCGCGCCAAAAGUUUGGUGGUACCCGAUCGGGAGAAGCGGAAAUCAGAUUCUUUUGUCAACAGUCAAGAAUGGACGAUCUCACGCUCAGUGCCCGAUUUGCGUUUAGGCAUUGUUGGUGCAUUAAAUUCUGGCAAAUCAGCUUUAGUACAUCGUUAUUUAACUGGUUCCUAUAUGCAAGAGGAGUCGCCUGAAGGCGGUCGCUUUAAGAAGGAGGUAUUCAUAGAUGGCCAAAGUUAUUUAUUAUUAAUAAGAGAUGAAGGUGGACCGCCAGAAAUGCAGUUUGCCGCCUGGGUUGAUGCUGUGAUUUUCGUCUUUAGUCUUGAGAACGAGAGCAGUUUCAAUACAAUUUACAAUUAUUAUAAUAAAAUGGCGCAUUUUCGUAAUGGUCAAGAUUUACCAAUGAUUUUAGUUGGCACACAAGAUGCCAUUAGUGAACGAAAUCCACGUGUGAUCGAUGAUUCACGCGCGAGAAAGCUGGCGAAUGAUCUGAAACGCUGCUCGUACUACGAAACUUGUGCCACAUAUGGUCUCAACGUAGAACGAGUGUUCCAAGAUGCUUGCCAAAAGAUUCUCCAGCAACGCAUUCCCCUACCCCCCACCGUAAACUCCCGACCCACAACGCCGCAAGGCACACGCCUUGGAAUAGCCUCCUAUCAUCAUAACUCAAAUAAUCACAGCGGCGCCAAUGCGAAUGGCUUUUCGGCAUCCACAUCGUCGGUUCAGGGCGCCGUCUCAACUAGCAAUCUGACGCUGCCGCACCGCCAUCACGCGCUAUCCACCUCAUCGCAUCACAUACCAAUGCGCAUGAGUGCUGAUUUUAUGCAAAGUGAGCAGCAGCAAAGUUUGCCGCCGAGCCAGCGGUCAUGGCAACAGCAAAAGGAGCAACAGCAACAACGUGAUCGUGAACUGAGUAUGCUCACCAACGAAAAUAACAAUAUUACCAAAUUCACACCGACUCAUCACCAACACCAACAACAGCAACAGCAAAUACAAUCCCAGUCUCAGCAAUCGAUUCACCACCAGACCGCUGAAAGCUUACCACCUCUGAGUUUGGUGCCACUGCGCGAGAACAAAGAUAACGGCAGCGGUGGUGGUGGUGGCGGCAGCGGCGGUGGUAAGGAUCUGCCGACACCCACAUCCACGCCCACUACAAGUCGCAAGAGUCGACGGCGUUCAAAUCUCUUCAUACCCUCCUCCUCGAAGAAGGGCGAGAAAGAUUUGAAGAAUGGCGAAUUGGGUAGCGGACGAUCCAUACCAAUCAAGCAGGGCUACCUCUACAAGCGCUCCAGCAAAUCGUUGAAUAAGGAAUGGAAAAAGAAAUAUGUGACACUUUGUGAUGAUGGACGCCUCACUUAUCACCCAUCACUACAUGAUUAUAUGGAUGAUGUACAUGGCAAGGAGAUCCCGUUGCAAUAUGUAACUGUGAAAGUGCCGGGACAGAAACCUCGUGGCUCCAAAUCGAUCAUCACCAACAGCGCGCUCACCACAUCGAUGCACUCGAACGGACGUAACCAUGGACAGAAUGGCUUAAGUGAGGGCAUCGGUUGUCUCUCUAUUGUGAAAGAUAACAAGGACAAGAAAAUGACCGAAAAGGUGCUGCUUACUGCCUUCGACACGCUCCGCGAACCAGUCAAAUCGAAUUCUUCGCAACAGACGAGUGGUGAUGAGGGUAUCGCCAUGUCUAAUUCAAACUCGCAGACAUUUAUUGCUGGCAGCGAUAGUCAACAGCAAUUACAACAGCAACAACGUGAAUUACUGGCCGUCAACGCGGCUAAUAAAUUGGAAUCUCAAACGCCAAAUGUUAAGAAACGCCAUCGCCGCAUGAAAAGCAGCAGCGUCAAGUCAAAUGAAGUCGAUGAUUCGGAUAUUUACGAAUUUUUCAUUGUAUCGCUCGACUCCAAACAGUGGCAUUUUGAGGCAGCAAGCUCAGAGGAUCGCGACGAAUGGGUAGCUGCUAUAGAGCAGGAGAUCUUCAAGAGUCUACAGGGUAUUGAGAGUACGAAGACAAAACCGGCGACCACCAGUGAGCUGGCCUCGAUGGUGGCGAUACGUACGCGUGUGCCGGGCAAUGGCUAUUGCGUCGAUUGCGAUGCGCCGAAUCCUGAAUGGGCUAGUUUGAAUUUGGGCGUACUCAUGUGCAUUGAAUGCUCCGGUAUCCAUCGCAAUUUGGGCUCACAUAUUUCUAAAGUGCGUUCAUUGGGCUUAGAUGAUUGGCCUGCCGGUCAUCUUAGCGUAAUGUUGGCUAUAGGCAACAGCUUAGCUAACUCGGUGUGGGAGGCAAAUACACGCCAACGUACCAAACCAAAGCCUAAUUCCACUCGUGAGGAGAAAGAAACGUGGAUUCGUAGUAAAUAUGAGGCGAAAGAAUUUUUAGCACAAUCCAAUGCUAAUACGAAUACAACGCCGGGACAGCAAUUAAUCGAAGCGGUUAUCAGAUCGGACAUUAAAUCGAUUGUACUGAUACUCGCCAAUGCCAACAGUGAAGUGACCAACGCCAAUGUUAGUCCACGUGAUGUGCGUACACCUUUGCUGCUGGCAUGUGCCAUCGUGAAUUUAGCUAUUGCGCAGCUACUCAUUUGGAAUGGUGCCAAUAUUAAGCAUACAGACCAUGAAGGCCGCACUUGUUUAGCAUAUGCUCGUGCUGCACAAUCACUUGCUACAGCGAAAUCAAUGAAGGCAGCAGCAGCCGCCGCAGCAGCGUCUGCAAAUGCCACAAAUGGUUGCAAUACGAACACAAACUCGAGCACCGCUAGCAAUACGAGUUCCUGUUCCUCAACCGCAUCCAACACAGCUACGACUACAACGACCAGUAAUGCGACGAAUAGCGCCUCAGUCAGUGGUGCGGCUGCAAGUGCUGUAACAAAUGGCGGCAUACCAGCGCCACAGUAUAGUGUAGAGGAGACCACAGCGCUGGUGGAUCUACUAACGAGUUUGGGUUGUCCAGAGUCGGCGCCAUUAACAGCGAGUGGUACGCUGCCACGACGACGCGAUACGCUCGGCACACCCUACGAGAAGACCGUAUCGGGUGUCAUAUAAAAGAAUGCAGGAGGAGAGUAAUGUCAUCAAUUGAAUUAGAUAUACAUACAAUGAACUCUUGAUGCUUGCGUUUAUCGAUAAGUUUAUAAUCUUAAGUUAAAUGCUGUUCAACAGUUCAAGUAUAUACAUAUAUAUUUAAGUAGUAUGAAAAGCUAUAGAGCAGUGAUAGCUGAGAAUAUUCCACAAUAUUCGAAUGUAGUUGUAGAUACAGAUAUAUAUGUAGUUAUGACUUUGUCCACAGUUAGUAUAAGAAAAUAAAUAAUUUUUGUUGCUUCAUAGAGAAUGCGUUGUCUUUGCUGAGAUAAAGGUGUUAUUUUAAAAAAGAUUUUAAUUAGCCAAUUUUCUUUGAUUUUAGCUUUUUAAAUAUGAAUUUUAAUUAAAGAAAAUCAAAGAAUAUCAAUUAAAAAAUAAAUAAAUAAAUAAUAUUUUCUCUUAAUUCAAAUUGACAAGCUUUCCAGCUUUCAAUUAUGCAUUCAAAAUCGAAAUUAAAAAUAACCGAAUUUCACUAAUCAUUUUCAAGCUAAUGUGUUUUAAGUUCUAAUGUCUGCAUAAAAUACCUACAUACAUAAAUUCUAUAUUUUCAUUGCUAUGUAUAAAUUCGCAUACGAAGUGCGCAUUGUUUACACAUAGGAAAUAGUUCUAAGUGCCGAAAACGGUUUAGAAAUGUAAGUUAAAACAGUCAAAUGUGGAAAGGCUGCUUUAUUUGAAAAAAAAAAAAUAUCAAUAACAAUAAUACUUUAAAAAAUAUCAUUUAGAUCAACAAACAGUAAAAGCUUUUAUUUAAAUUUAUUUUUUAUAGAACUUAUUUUAUUUUGAGUUGUUGUUGAAUACAGUGAACGUCUUAUGGUUUUGUUUUAAAAUAUAUUUUUGCGAGUAUUCUGAAAUUUUUUGUUUAAAAAUAAUGGAAAGCACUCUAAAAAACUGUUUUCCAAUAUUUAAAAUUUGCGAAAUUCAUUCUUGCAACCUUUAUAAGUGCUUUAUAUUCAAUGAAAAAUUAAAAAGUAAAAAUUCAUUUAAGUAUAAAAAUUUGAUUACAAAAUAAAGUUGUCUGCUUCCAAUUAAACAAAUAUUAUUUUAAAAAUGUGUUUAGUACUUUUGUGAAGUAAUUUUUUUUUUUGAAUUCACUGCAUUGACUGCUUGGUCGUUUACUUCAUGAAUUUUUCGGUCUCGAUUUUAAAGUAAAAAAAUACUUUUUU